Messenger RNA from Xyrauchen texanus (razorback sucker), 2263 nucleotides. RefSeq names its product COUP transcription factor 2. Gene Ontology annotation, biological process: anatomical structure development; cell differentiation; negative regulation of transcription by RNA polymerase II. The record is from RefSeq and is a predicted model, not a curated record. The coding region runs from base 732 to 2012 and encodes 426 amino acids. Lineage: Eukaryota; Metazoa; Chordata; Actinopteri; Cypriniformes; Catostomidae. The transcript is spliced from 3 exons. Gene Ontology annotation, molecular function: RNA polymerase II cis-regulatory region sequence-specific DNA binding; zinc ion binding; retinoic acid binding.
AAGCAUUCUGCCAUCCCCGCGCCUACAAAUCGCAGUCACUUCCUAACCUCCCCCUUUUUAACAUAUUUGAUCACUUUGAUUCUCUGUUCGCUCUUUUAUUAUUUUUACGCGCAUGAAGGAGGUUCUGUAGGUUGUGAUCUUUUUGUUUUAUUGUCGGUCCUGCAUGCCGGAGAGUUGACUUCAUAUUUGACUACAACUGCGCACGGCUGCUAGCGCUACCUCAUCUGAAGAAAAGGAAGAAGCGACAAUAUUUUUUGGCCAGUUGUUGGUUUUCUUCAAGACUUUACGCUCGAACUUCUUGCGCGUCGCAAGUAUCUUAAAAGACUCAGUGUUUCUGUGCGUCCGAACAUCGCUACACGCAUUAAGUUAUCUGUCCUCCGUUAGUAUCUUCUUCUGCCGUGUUUAUUUUCCAUUUUUCCUCGAUGGGUUUACUGGAUGGAUGACUGCAAGUGCCCCUGGACUUGGCCUCUAACAGCAAGGCUACUAUUCGGCUUGCUUCAGUUUUAGCUACAUGCCAGGUAACGCUAUUUCAGUCAAGAAAUAGCCUACUGUUUGUCAUCGGUGCGCAACUUUCAACGGACAAUCAGACUCUAGCCGACCAUACCGAUCUUGAAUUAUUUAUUUGACCGUCCUAAGUGAUAAAGGCACCGUGCUGCGUUCUUAAUUUUUGAAACAAAGCAUUCCGAAACCAAAAACGGGGACAAAAAGUUUGUUAACGUUGACUGAUAGAUAUGGCAAUGGUAGUGUGGAGAGGCUCCCAGGACGAUGUGGCCGAGACCCAGGGCACCCUCUCAUCGCAAGCCCAAGGAGGACUAUCCCUUCCAACCCCUCAACCAGGCCAGCUGGGUCUGACGGCCUCUCAGAUUGCCCCUCCGACCCCUCAGACACCCGUUCAAGGACCCCCGAACAACAACACGCAGUCCACCCCAACGAACCAGACGACGCAGAAUCAAUCGGAAAAACAGCAGCCACAGCACAUAGAGUGCGUGGUGUGCGGGGACAAAUCCAGCGGCAAACACUACGGCCAGUUCACUUGCGAGGGGUGCAAAAGCUUUUUCAAACGGAGCGUACGAAGGAACCUCACUUACACAUGCCGUGCCAACAGGAAUUGUCCCAUUGACCAGCACCAUCGCAAUCAGUGUCAGUACUGUCGCCUCAAAAAAUGCCUCAAAGUUGGCAUGAGGCGGGAAGUUUCUCUUUUUACUGCAGCAGUGCAAAGAGGACGGAUGCCACCCACACAGCCUCACCAUGGUCAGUUCGCCUUGACAAAUGGGGACCCGCUGCACUGCCAUUCCUACUUAUCCGGAUAUAUCUCUCUACUUCUACGAGCGGAGCCCUACCCAACUUCUCGGUAUGGCAGUCAAUGCAUGCAGCCCAACAACAUCAUGGGCAUCGAGAACAUUUGUGAACUGGCAGCCAGGAUGCUGUUUAGUGCGGUGGAGUGGGCCAGGAAUAUUCCUUUCUUCCCAGACCUCCAAAUUACCGACCAGGUUGCCCUUUUGAGGUUGACCUGGAGUGAGUUGUUUGUGCUCAACGCUGCUCAGUGCUCCAUGCCGCUCCAUGUGGCUCCACUUCUGGCGGCGGCUGGGCUCCAUGCCUCCCCCAUGUCUGCGGACAGAGUGGUCGCCUUUAUGGACCACAUUAGGAUCUUCCAAGAACAAGUAGAAAAGCUCAAAGCUUUGCACGUAGACUCUGCUGAAUACAGUUGUUUAAAGGCCAUCGUUUUAUUCACUUCAGAUGCUUGCGGCCUGUCAGAUGUGGCCCAUGUGGAAAGUUUGCAAGAGAAGUCCCAGUGCGCUCUGGAGGAGUACGUUCGGAGCCAGUACCCCAACCAACCAACUCGAUUUGGGAAGUUAUUACUGCGCUUGCCCUCUCUCCGUACAGUAUCGUCCUCGGUCAUAGAGCAAUUAUUUUUCGUCCGAUUGGUAGGUAAAACCCCAAUUGAAACCCUCAUCAGGGAUAUGUUGCUGUCGGGGAGCAGUUUUAACUGGCCUUACAUGUCGAUUCAGUAGGCAGAAGGAAUGAUCAAAGGGGUUGUGACUACAGUAGUUAGCGCUUUUUUUUUUUGUAGAAGGAAACGGCUGUUACACGAGUUUACUUUGACGAAGAAAGACUUUCAUAAAUGACUGUGAAUUUUAAAAUUGAGACUUUCAGUGAACCCUCGAAGUCCAGAGAUUGCUCCAAUGUCAUUAUGAACAGCUUGUUCUAAUGUUAUUGUUUUUGUGUGUGUGUGUGUGUGUGUGUGUGUGUGUGUGUGUGUGUU